This is a messenger RNA of Dermacentor andersoni, 565 nucleotides long. It is a transcript of the gene RpS20, whose product is annotated as ribosomal protein S20. Gene Ontology annotation, cellular component: ribosome; small ribosomal subunit. NCBI's taxonomy places the organism in Eukaryota, Metazoa, Arthropoda, Arachnida, Ixodida, Ixodidae. Gene Ontology annotation, molecular function: structural constituent of ribosome. Gene Ontology annotation, biological process: translation. The record is from RefSeq and is a predicted model, not a curated record.
GCGAUCGCUAGUGCCGACUCUCUUUCCUACCACGUUUGCGUAGCGUGUAGACGCGAAGUCCCUGGCUCACCGCUGUUCAAGUGUUUCGACGUGAAAUAACUUGAUUAAGUCGGCCAGAGGAGUGUUUCUUUAGGUCGUCAUGUCUGCGUACAAGGACUCGAAGCCCGUCGAUGACUCGCAAGCCUGGCCCGUCCACCGGAUCAGGAUCACAUUGACGAGUCGUAAUGUGGCCAGCCUGGAGAAGGUGUGCGCUGACCUCAUCAAGGGCGCCAAGGACAAGGAGCUUCGGGUGAAGGGACCCGUGCGGAUGCCCACCAAGACCUUGCGCAUCACCACCCGCAAGACCCCCUGUGGUGAGGGUUCCAAGACCUGGGAUCGCUACCAGAUGCGCAUCUACAAGCGUGUCAUUGACUUGCACUCGCCCUCGGAGAUUGUCAAGCAGAUCACAUCCAUCAGCAUCGAGCCUGGUGUUGAAGUUGAGGUCACCAUCGCCGACUCUUAAGCUGGGUCCGUAUGCCACCAUCGUGACAGAAAAUAAAGACCUCUGACGUACUUUGUACAGUAA